AUGGGGAAGCAGAACAGUAAGCUGCGUCCUGAGGUCAUGCAAGACCUUCUGGAGAGCACCGACUUCACCGAACACGAAAUUCAAGAAUGGUACAAAGGCUUCCUACGGGACUGUCCCAGCGGCAACCUGUCCAUGGAGGAGUUCAAGAAGAUCUACGGCAACUUCUUCCCUUACGGAGACGCGUCCAAGUUUGCAGAGCACGUCUUUCGCACUUUUGACGCGAACGGUGAUGGGACAAUAGACUUUAGGGAGUUUAUCAUUGCUCUAAGUGUGACGUCGCGUGGGAAACUGGAGCAGAAGCUGAAGUGGGCCUUUAGCAUGUACGACUUGGACGGCAACGGCUACAUCAGCAAAUCAGAGAUGCUCGAGAUUGUACAGGCGAUCUACAAGAUGGUGUCCUCAGUGAUGAAGAUGCCAGAAGAUGAAUCGACGCCCGAGAAGAGAACAGAGAAAAUAUUUAGGCAAAUGGACACCAACAGAGACGGUAAACUGUCUCUAGAGGAGUUCAUCAAAGGAGCGAAGAGCGACCCGUCCAUCGUCCGUCUGCUGCAGUGUGACCCCAGCAGCGCGGGGCAGUUUUAG
Knipowitschia caucasica is the source of this 582-nucleotide messenger RNA. NCBI's taxonomy places the organism in Eukaryota, Metazoa, Chordata, Actinopteri, Gobiiformes, Gobiidae. The record is from the annotation of a GenBank genome assembly.